Molecule: messenger RNA, 3248 nt
Organism: Lactuca virosa
Lineage: Eukaryota; Viridiplantae; Streptophyta; Magnoliopsida; Asterales; Asteraceae
Source: the annotation of a GenBank genome assembly
AUGCCGAUGUUAAGGCACAACCACUAUCUCUUCUUGCUUCUAUCAAUUGUUGUUUUUGUUGUUGAUGCUUCAAACGAUGAAGCUGUUGUUUUGCUUUCAUGGCUUCACUCGUCCUCACCUACUUCACCACACUCUUCAUUUUCAAACUGGAACCCAUCCGAUCAAAAUCCUUGUAAUUGGUCUUACAUCACAUGUUCUCCACAAAAAUAUGUUACCAAGAUCGAUAUCCAGUCUAUCGAAUUAGCCCUUCCUUUUCCUUCUAAUCUCUCAUCGUUUAAAUCUCUCGACACUCUCAUCAUUUCCGGUGCUAACUUAACUGGAAAGAUCCCAGAUGAUAUCGGAGAAUGUAGUGCGCUUCAAGUGUUUGAUGUAAGUUCCAAUACUCUCGUGGGGAGUAUUCCGACAUCAAUCAGUAAGCUUGUGAAUGUUCAAGAUUUAAUAUUGAACUCCAAUCAACUCUCCGGAAUCAUCCCACCACAGAUUGGUAAUUGUACAAGGUUGAAGAAUCUUGUCUUGUUCGAUAAUUAUUUAACUGGGGAGCUUCCUGUUGAGCUUGGAAAUCUUUCAAUGUUGGAAGUUAUUAGGGCUGGAGGGAACAAAGACAUAUCUGGAAAGAUCCUUUACGAGUUGGGAAACUGUCGAAAUCUAAAAGUUUUGGGUCUUGCUGUCACUAAAAUAUCCGGGUCGAUUCCUAGUUCUUUGGGUAGUCUAAGCAAGCUUCAAACUUUAUCAGUUUACACAACACAACUUUCAGGUGAAAUCCCGAAGGAACUCGGCAACUGUUCUAACCUCAUCGAUCUAUAUCUAUAUGAAAAUGAUCUCACUGGUUCACUUCCAUCUGAAUUGGGGAAUCUUCACAACUUAGAGAAGCUUAUGUUAUGGCAAAACAAUCUUGUCGGAUCAAUACCUCCAGAAAUUGGAAACUGUAAGAGUUUAAAAACCAUCGAUCUCUCUUUAAACUUUUUCUCCGGUGUCAUUCCUUGGUCAUUUGGCAAUCUCAUCGAUCUUGAAGAACUGAUGCUGAGUAACAACAGUCUCUCAGGCUCCAUCCCACCUGUUCUUUCAAAUUGUACAAAUCUAAUACAAUUGCAGCUCGAUAGAAAUGCGUUUUCAGGAUCGAUUCCGAUGGAGCUCGGGAUGUUACCUGAGUUAUCUGUCUUCUUUGCUUGGCAGAAUAAACUUGAAGGGGACAUUCCAUCGACAAUGGCAGGUUUGAAGAGUCUCCAGUCUCUUGAUUUGUCUCAUAACUUUCUUACUGGUAGCUUACCAUCUGGUCUUUUUGAACUAAAAAACCUAACGAAGCUUCUCUUGAUUUCAAAUAGCAUCUCGGGUUCCAUCCCUUCUUCUAUAGGGAAUUGCAGCUCACUCAUUAGACUUAGGCUAGUAAAUAACAAAAUUACUGGACCUAUUCCUAAAGAGAUUGGGUUUCUUGAAGAUCUUGAUUUUCUCGACAUAUCUGAAAACUAUCUCACAGGAGUAAUCCCAGAUGAAAUCGGAAAUUGUACACAUCUUCAAAUGGUGAACCUAAACAAUAACACCCUUUCUGGUACUUUACCUAGCUCGCUAUCUUCUUUAAUGAACCUUCAAUCUUUAGACGUUUCAAGCAAUCAGUUUAUCGGUCAAAUUCCCGAGAGUUUUGGUCAACUUGCUUUCAUUAACAGACUUGCGAUUGGUAAGAACUCGUUAUCUGGAUCGAUUCCUACAACACUUGGCUUAUGUUCAAAUCUUCAGUUUCUUGAUCUUAGUGGCAAUAAACUCUCGGGUAACAUUCCGGUUGAGCUUUUCAGUUUAGUUUCAUUAGAUAUCGCAUUGAAUCUAAGUUGGAAUUUAUUAAACGGAACAAUCCCAGUUGAAAUAUCUUCAUUAAAUAAACUCUCAGCACUAGACCUUUCACAUAACAUGUUCACUGGAGAUUUAAUGGCGCUUUCCAGCCUUGUGAAUCUUGUUUCCUUGAAUGUCUCUUACAACAAUUUCACCGGUUUUCUACCUGACAGCAAGCUUUUCCGGCAGUUAUCCGUCCAAGAAUUGGCCGGAAACAAAGGGUUGUGUCCAUUGGGACGGAAUUCCUGUUUCCUCGGUCAAACCGGAACCGGAAUCGCUACUAGACGCAGUAUCCGCCAGUCAAAGAAACUGAAAGUCGCUAUAGCUUUGUUAGCUGUUGCAGCAGUGGCAUUGGUGAUUCUAGGGGUAAUAGCGGUUUACCGAGUCCCAAAAGUUAAGUCGCAAGAUAACGAUUCCGAAACCGGUAAUUGGAGUUCAUCAAAUUGGAAAUUCACACCGUUUCAGAAGCUUAGUUUUACAGUGGAUCAAAUAUUAAGAUGUCUGGUUGAAACUAAUGUGAUCGGAAAGGGGUGUUCCGGUGUAGUCUAUCGAGCAAGUCUUGACCAUGGUGAAGUGAUUGCAGUCAAGAAGCUCUGGCCCACAACAAUGGCAGCAGCAUACUGUGAAAACGACCGGACACCCUCGACUGGAAUCCGCGAUUCCUUUUCAACCGAGGUCAAAACCCUUGCUUAUAUAGCUGAUUUUGGGCUUGCAAAACUUGUUGAUGAUAGAGAUUUUGCUAGAUCUUCAAGCACUGUUGCUGGUUCUUUUGGUUACAUCGCGCCAGAGAUUGGGUACAUGAUGAAAGUAACAGAAAAGAGCGAUGUAUACAGCUUUGGUGUAGUGAUGCUAGAAAUAUUAACGGGUAAACAACCGAUUGACCCAACCAUAGAAGACGGGCUCCACAUUGUGGACUGGGUCAGACAAAAGCGAGGCGGUGUACAAGUUUUGGACAGGAGCCUGCGGGCCCGGCCCGACCCUGAGCUGGAGGAGAUGAUGCAAAGUUUAGGAGUGGCUUUACUUUGUGUUGCCCCUUCACCUGAUGAUAGGCCUUCCAUGAAAGAUGUGGAAGCAAUGCUGAAGGAGAUAAGACAUGAUAGAGAGGAAGGUUCAAAACCAGAGUCUAUAAUGAUGCUCAAAGGUUCCUCUGCAACUGGAAGUGUUGAUGGGGAAGAAAAGGAAAAGUGUAAGGAAAAUGAAGGCCCAUCAACCGAUGCAAUGAAGUGCUUGUACAUUGAAAGUAACAACUCCAGCUUCUCUGCUUCGUCCUUGUUGUACUCUUCUUCUUCCAAUGCCGGAAAAAAUGGAGUUUAGUAGAUGGUUGGUUUAGGGAUUGAUUGUAGAGUCAACAGUGUUUGUUUUUCCAUGUUUUUGGAGGAAAAAGAAGAAGAAAUAAUUGGAGUUUGUUUGUGGUUGAUGUUUUGGAG